AUGCACAAGACCCGCAGUCGCAUGUGCUGGCGCCUACGCUCAAGAUUCAGGUGGCGCUGCUGGAGGGCAAGGGCAGCAGCCAACGCGGAUAGCGAUGACGACCCGUCGGACUCGGACGAUAACGAUGAUGCCCCUGAGCAGGGCAACACUGUCACGGUUGGCACAGAGAACGCAACAGCGAACGAGGAACCCGCACUCCAAGGGGCUGGAGAUGCAGAGGCAGAGCUUUACGACUCGGACAGCUCAGGGGAAGAGGAAGCGGCUGUUGAUGAUGCAGACAACGUCCCAGAGGCUGUCUUCCGCGAGACGGAGCGUUUUGACACGCUCAUGGAGGUCUUCAGGUUCAUUGUCGGUUGCAACCUGAACCUGGCGCUGGUGCGGCACUGGCGCACGCUCAAUGCCGUGAUGCAGUACGGCAUGUCACUUCUCGUGGAGCGUCGUGAGUACGUUACUCACACAGUGACGAUCCCGGGCUGCCCCACUCCGUUUGAGGUCACUGCUGCUAGUGGAAAGGAGGUAAGAACCCAGCAAACGCGCCUGGGUUCAUUCUCUUUCCUCCACGAGGAGUCAUCAGGGGCGGGUCGGGUCUACACGACUCCAGACACGGCCACGUUCUGGGAGGAAGCUCACAAGGCGGCUGCUGAGACUUUCGGCGAGGGCACCGUCGUCAUGCCACUCAUCAUCUCGAGCGACGCCACCCUCCUCAGUGGCAACGAGCGCACCAAGUGUGGGCCCCGCAUGAGCGCUGCCGACAAGGUGGCGCUCUUCCAGUCGGCGAUGAAGAUAGUACUCGCAGACCUGGUGGUCGCGUCGCAUACGGGGAUGGCCGCAACGGACCCAAACGGUGUGCCGCGCUUCAUGGUGCCGCUACUCUUCUCCUGCGUCGCGGACUAUCCGGAAACGUUCAAAGUUUCUUGCACGCAGCAGCUAGGCUCCGCCAUGCCCUGCUCCAUCUGCUACGUGGGCCGUACGGAGCUGCGGGACAUGGACCGUGAGCCGGCAAGGAUGCGCACGGUCGAACAGCAGGAGUCACUCCUGGGUGACCCCUUCGAGGCCAGGCGCCGCGCCACGCUCUGCAUCCCGGUGGCGGCAUCCACGGUGUUGGGCGGCUCGUGUGCUUAUGUUGCAUCGCCUGAAGCCAUGAUUGCAAUAGAGUGUGCUGCAUUUGAUGAGCCCUUCGGUGCCGAUCGUGGUUGCCUAGCUUCUUAUGGGAUUUCAACCUCUUAUGUGAUUCUUUUGCAGAGCUUCUUAUGGGACUUCAAGUUCAGCCGGACCGUGUGGGGGAACACCUACCUCUCGCUCGCGGUAGACAUCCUGCACGCAAUCUACGUUGGAUUUUGGGUGUACAUCCGUGAUUGCCUCCACGGCGACCCCGACAUGGCAGAGUCCAAGGACGGGCGCAUGGUGGCAAUGAGCCCCAAUGCACGGCUUGUCGGGAUCAGAAUCCCUGGAACAGGAAUGUAUUGGGCGAGCGGCGCCAACUUCACGGCUUCCGAGCAUGGCGCCGUGAUGAUGGGGUGGAACCUGCUCAAGGUCCACCUGCUGACCCACCUCCCAGCUGCGAUUCGGCACAGGGGACUGCCUCAGGAGUUCUCGGCUGCGUUAUACAAAAACGCGCACAUCCGCACGUGCAAGCUGCCGUACCGUGCCUCCAACCACCGGGCGCCAACGCGUGCCAUUGCGCGUCACAACACCCGGGCUGGCAUGGUGGCGCAGCUGGGCACGCGCCUGACUGGCGGGAGGCGGGACAACACUGCCCUGGAGAGGGCCAUCCGCUCGGGCACGCCGCAGCUAACGCGGACGUGCAGAUCUCUCACCGGCCGGCCCGCUGACAGUGAGGAGGCGGACUCGGUGUUCGAGCUCUUCAACACCGCGCUUGGGGGGGUCCUUCUCCCCUACUCUGCAGUCAUGCACGAGGCUGGACUGGCCCCGUUUCCAGCCAAGGCACAUUCUGUGCUUGCACUGCCCGCCCGGCAGUCUGACGUCGGCACUGUCAGGGCGCACUAUGUGCGCGCAGCCGUCUCCAUGCAUGGCCAGCAGGCCUUCUCCUGCGUGGAGUACGAGACAACCGGAGCGGUGCCAGCUCAUGGAAGGCUGCUGCUGCUGCUGUCGGCAGAGAGGGAUACGGUGGAGGUGGAGGAGCGCGAGGUGGAGGUGGCGGUGGUCCAGCGGCUGACGGACCAGGGGCUGGACGAGCGGACCGGAUGCCGCAUCCUGACUGUCCUUGCGGCUAGGGGGGGGGUGGCGGUCAUCCCCAUCGGAUGCAUCCGCAGGGCUGUCCACUGCGUGCAGUCCUUUGUCACUCCUGGGCGCUGGUACCUGAACCGUUGGGCGUACAGGUGCAAUGAGUGCCUCACGUGA
Molecule: messenger RNA, 2361 nt
Organism: Closterium sp. Yama58-4
Lineage: Eukaryota; Viridiplantae; Streptophyta; Zygnematophyceae; Desmidiales; Closteriaceae
Source: the annotation of a GenBank genome assembly